UUCUUGCCAUUCGUGAAUUUAUUAACAAAGAAGUUUGUAUUUACAGUGAGCUAAGCUAUUUAAUUGUGCAGCAACUAUUUGCGUUACGUCAAUAGAAUAAAAAUUGAUAUUUUCUUUCUUUUGAGUCAAGUACGAUUGGUCCCGAAUCCCAAUGUGCAACACGGACGUCACCCGAAACGAAAAGAAGGGCGAUGUUAACAAGUUAGACAGCUGUCGUUUCGUUUUCAGCUGAUUUUUGUGUACGCUUUGAAUACCUAAUAUAGAGUCAAGCGUAUCUGAAAGACGUCCACCUGAGUUGUGUUUUGAGUUAAGUUUAGUUGAAUAAGCGAGAAGGAGACGGAGUGUAGGGGAACAAUCGAGAACUGUUUAGCAGUGAACAAAGGGAGAUGGUCCAUUGAGCGCGGGCGGCGGGUAGCGGGCGUGACGUCACGCCGCGACGAGGCCGAUGCGGCGGGGAUCGUGACCGGAGGCGCGCGUGCACGCGCAGCGGAGCGGGCCAGCCUGGCCUCCAGUGACUCCGGAGACGAGGGCCAACGGCCGCCGCGCAAGCGGUCGCGCAGGCUGUCGCCGGAGCCGACAAUGCACCAGCCGUGCGCGAACGGCGCACAUCUCAAUGGGGACGCCGCUCGCAAUGGCGACCUGGCCCCAGGCCUUCGCAUGCCCACCACAGACCAGGAGAUUGUCCGACUCAUUGGGCAGCAUCUGCUCUCCGUUGGACUUGAACGCAGUGCAGCGCUCCUCAUGGAGGAGUCGGGCCUGCACCUGGAGCACCCGGCAGCGGCCACGUUCCGGCAGCACGUGCUGGCCGGCGACUGGGUGAAGGCGGAUCACGAUCUGCGAGCUCUGCACGACCUGCUGCGAGAUUCGCCGCACCAGGACCCGCAUAACCUUGCUGAAAUGAAGUUUGUAGUACUGGAGCAAAAGUACCUCGAGCAUCUGGAAGCCGGGCGAGUGCUGGACGCGCUGCACGUGCUGAGGAACGAGCUCACCCCGCUGCAGUACGACACGCCACGCGUCCAUCGGCUGUCCGCUCUCAUGAUGUGCGCUGAUGCUGAGGAGCUCCGGUCCAGAGCGCAAUGGCCCGGAGGCACCACCUCCAGGGCAGCUGUCCUCGCCCGUGUCCAGGCUGUGCUUCCACCAGCUUUGAUGAUGGCUCCGGGAAGGCUUCGGUCUCUUCUGGCUCAGGCUGCGGCGUACCAGGCGCAGAGAUGCCGUUUCCACGCUGCGCAACGACCGACCCCUGAACAGAACGGACAUCACAUACCUUUCUCUUUGUUGGCGGAUCAUCAGUGUUCUGCUGAUCAGUUCCCAAUACACCCCUUACAGGUUCUGAAUGAACACUGUGAUGAAGUGUGGUACUGUAAGUGGUCGCCAGACGGAUCCAAACUAGCGUCCGGCUCGAAGGACCACACUGUCAUGAUAUGGGACUUCGACCCUGUGGCCAAGAGACUUUCAUUCAGAAAAUCACUAGAAGGUCACCUGUAUGGUGUGUCGUACCUGUCGUGGAGUCCGGACGGCCGCUACCUCAUCGCCGCCGGGCCAGAAGACUGCCCCGAUCUCUGGAUAUGGAAUAUGGAGACGGAGCAGCUGCACCUGAAGAUGACGCACUCGCAGGAGGACUCGCUGACGGCGGUCGCGUGGCACGCCACCUCCGACAAGUUCGUGUGCGGCGGCGCGCGCGGACAGUUCUACCACUGCACUCUCGAUGGCACGCUGAUAAACAACUGGGACGGCGUCCGCGUGAACGCGCUCGCGUGCCGCGCGGACGGCACCGUGCUCGCCGCCGACACGCACCACCGCGUGCGCGCCUACGACUUCUCCGACCUCACCGACCGCAACCUCAUCCAAGAGGAGCACGCGGUGAUGGCGAUGUCGCUGAACGCGGCCGACACGCUGCUGCUGCUCAACGUGGCCAACCAGGGCGUGCACUUGUGGGACAUACGAGCGCGCGCGCUGGUGCGGCGCUUCCGCGGCCUGUCGCAGGGCCACUUCACCAUCCACGCGUGCUUCGGCGGCGCGCACCAGGACUUCAUCGCCUCGGGCAGCGAGGACAAUAAGGUGUACAUCUGGCAAAUGGAGCGCGAGGAGCCGAUCGCGGUGCUCUCCGGGCACACGCGUUGCGUGAACGCGGUGGCCUGGAACCCCACUCACCUCGACGUGCUGGUCUCCGCCUCCGACGACUACUCACUGCGCCUGUGGGGUCCCAGGGACCCCAGAGUCUAAAUGUCUGAAACUCAUAAAAUCAAACCUCGAAAGAUCAACGAAGACCAAAAUGAAUGUGAACUCUCGUCACUUAAAUACAAACUACCCUCAAGUAAAAAAAUUAUAAGAAAAUUCUAACUCGACCAUUUCGGUUGUUCAUUGUGGCAAUUGAUAGUUUCUUAAAUAUUUAAAUAUAACUUACUCGUAUCAUAUACAUUUAAAUGAUGGCAAAAUUAUUAAUAUAAAAGAGGAGGAAGCUUAUUAUUUGAGUAAGAAUCGAAAUCGAAAUAUCAAUAAUUGAAAUAAAUUGGCAAUAUAUACGAUAAUUGAUUUUUCGCUUCACCAAGUUGUUAGAUUUUGAAUUUGUGAGUUGUUUUAAAUAAUAAGGGUUGUGAAGAUGAGGUUGCAGGUCUCAAUAAUUCUCGAUUAAAAUUAUAUUUCAACAUAUUUAGAAUACACAAUUCACUGAUAAUGUCUCUUAUGACUACGACUAACGAAUUAUUAUCCAAUUGUUGUAUAGUGCAAUAACUUUGGAGGAUAUAAAAAGAAACAAGUUUCUACUAAAAUAUAAAACAACAUUUAUUUUUCUCGGAUGAGUAACUACUGAAUACUAUUUUUGACAGCUUUUGCAGUAGCUGUGUGAUUAUAUGGGAACCUAAUUAAAAUUAAAAUUGUUUUUAAUAUCUAUUAAAUAUCGUCUAUCCUUAUAUAAACAGGUUUAUGUUUAUAUGUAUAGUUAUUCUAUACAACUUCUCAACUUCCUAAUGGACUUCAAUAAAGAAGGAGACUGAAUUCAUUGUGUGGUCCAGUUUAAAUUUGGUCUAGAUCUGUCAAUUUGAAGGAAAUUAAGGUUUUUGUUUAAAAUUGUUAUUUCCAGCCUAAUGUUUAAUUAAAUAUUUUUUUUAAUUUUUCCACACAAUUUCACUCUGAAUCGGAUUUGUCGAAAAUGAAUAAUCCCUCGUUUUAUAUUAACAUUGCUACUGGAAAAGUUGUCUAAAUUUAAAGAAAACUCGGAACAUCAGUCAUAAAGUGUCAUAUUUAUGGAGUAUAUGAUGUUUAAUCCAGCGACGGGUGCGAAGGGUAAGGGAGGGACGCACUGAGUAGGUUAUAUGCUAGCGUAUACACAGAGUCGAUAUAACAAACACGUUAAAGGCUUAAUGGGACACGAUAUGUCCCACUCUCCUUAAGAGGAUUACCUAUAUAAAAAUCAAACGUUUUUCGACCAUAAAUAUAGCUGUAACCGCCGUUGCGUAUUACAUUAUUAAUAGAUUAGCAUAAUUAGAAAUAGGCUACGAUUAUAUUUAGUAAUUUAAAGGUGACGUUGAAAGUAAAAUAGGUAAUUAUUAUAAAGACUGUUUAUUGGGCGCGUUUACAUAAUACUGAGUAGCUUCUGAUUCUGGUCUGUCGUGUGUGUGCUGCUUAUGAUGGGUUUGCUAGAUAUUCCCAUUUUCGAAAACUUCCACGCAAAUCGUGUGGAAAACUAUCGUUUUCUGAAUGGAUAUGUACAAUAGUAAUCUCAAGUACAUCAACAUGCACUGACUUUAAACGAUGAACUGUCUUAAUAUGGCGCCAAUUUCUAUCCACAGACUAUCAAACUGCGUCGAAUGUCACAAGUUUCUAUAUGCCUUGAAUAAAUUUAAGGGUAUGCCUCCUCUAUCCUUUGCUCCGAUCUAUAAUAAUUAUAUAUUUAAGACUUAAAUUAAGACUUAAUUAUAAACAGAGGUAAUUUAGUAGGACGUCGAGAGCGUCACUAUUUUUAUACCGACCAUAGAAUCUCUCAGGAGAUCGUCUUAGUUACUGGAGCGCUACACGUGACUGACGUUAUUCAUUUUAUUCAACAACUAAAUAAUUUCGAACAGGGUUAAAACAAAUCAUGUAGUUUUAUUCGGAUGUUUGCUUAGAAGCGUUGGUCUCGCGAGGAGCAGACUUUAAUUAUAACAAUACAAACCAAAAAAACAAAAUUUUUAAAACAUUGAUUUUUUCAGGAAGAAAAAAUAAAAAUGCAUCAAUAUAUAGCUCAUCUUACAUAAUAAUAUAGUUUUAGAUUUAUUUUAUUUUUAAAACAAGUGCUCCUCGUUGGGUCUUUGCGAGAGUGAUGCUGUAUAAAGUCUAGCUUUCCAGCUUUUAUCUUAACUGUUUGUCAUCGAAAGGUGCCAUUAACUUAAUCCUUUCAAGGUUUGUCCAAAAUGGAGUCCACACAAUUCCAGGGGUACUUAAAAAUAUGAGACAAAACUGUGUGAGUGUUUUUAUUCGCCUAUAAGUCAAUCAUGUUUUAAUUGUCUAUGAAAACUAUUGAGGGAACGUAAUAGUAAUAUUGGAAGCUCUUACAUCGUGUAAGACUUGCGGUAAAGAUCUGCAGUGAUGUGUAUACACCAUUCUAACAUAGCGCUGCACCCUGGAGUUGCUUCCAUACCAAAAAGCAGGCAAUAAUGUAUGUGUGUGUAGAAGUACAAAGAGUGAGUGGUCCUAGAUUACAUAGUUAUAAUAUAAUAACAAUAGCUAUAGAGGUGGUGUGUGCGGGCGUCGGCCCACUUACAAUUGUUAUAAAUAAUAAAUAUUAUAUCAAUAAAUUUUUAUUAAAUUUA
Zerene cesonia (dogface butterfly) is the source of this 4787-nucleotide messenger RNA. Its product is annotated as WD repeat-containing protein 26. Gene Ontology annotation, cellular component: GID complex. Gene Ontology annotation, molecular function: protein binding. The transcript has 11 exons. The record is from RefSeq and is a predicted model, not a curated record. Lineage: Eukaryota; Metazoa; Arthropoda; Insecta; Lepidoptera; Pieridae. Gene Ontology annotation, biological process: proteasome-mediated ubiquitin-dependent protein catabolic process. The coding region runs from base 580 to 2223 and encodes 547 amino acids.